AUGAGUCCGAAAGAAGAAAUUACAAAUACCUCUACCAGGAAGCCUAGGAAGCCAAGGAAUUCCCAGAAAAAGAAUAGAGCCCCAAAACUAACAGCGAAUGAGUUGAGCAGUAUGAUGUGUAUCCAAGUAACGAAGGAAGGCAUUCGACUGAAGAAACCAAAGAUUAAAUUCCCCUUCCCAAUGUGGCUGGAUCCGAAGAAAGGGGAAAGAAUAUCUGAUCCACGGGAAAAGGAUCGGAUAUCCCCCUCAAAGGUUAGUGAGGAUAAUUGUCAGGAGCAAAUUAAGACGAAGAAGAGUAAUGAAGCAUUCAAUUCCCCUGAUGCCAAGAAUUUGAAAAACAGUGGUUACUGUCUCUAG
Plasmodium inui San Antonio 1 is the source of this 357-nucleotide messenger RNA. RefSeq lists its product as hypothetical. The transcript has a single exon. The record is from RefSeq and is a predicted model, not a curated record. Lineage: Eukaryota; Apicomplexa; Aconoidasida; Haemosporida; Plasmodiidae. Bases 1 to 357 code for a protein of 118 amino acids.